GGGCCAACAAUAGACAUGGUACGGAACACACGUGUUACUGGCUCGGUCACACGUGCGAUGUCCCCUGCCUCCCCUUCCACACUCCGUGUUUUAGUCGCUACAAACAGAGUGAGAGACGGCAGGAAGGGGGAGCGGAAGAAGGUCAUGGUGACGAAUAGCAGCGACUCUUCCCCGAGUCUUAGACAGAAACCUCAUGAAGAUGAUGCCGUUGAUAGCAUUGAAGACUUGCCGCGCAAAUUGAACCAACUCAAACAGCAAAUUCAAGGAGAAAGAGUGCUCUCUAUUAAAGGAAAAGUUGAGAAUAACAGAAAGAAAGUGGGCGCUCACGUUUCUCACCUUUUAACAGCAGCAUCGAACCGGGCUGGAUUAUUUCCAGGGGAUAAUGGAGACAACAGUAUGUUAUUUUCGAGAAUGGAAAGACCGCAAUGCUUAUUAGAUGGAUUUCCAUAUGGGGUGGGAGAUAGAGACUAUGCUCCGAGUAAGGAUGUUUUAUCAGCAAGUAUUAAGCUUCCAUAUGUUGAGAACAUCCCGCCGUACACCACCUGGAUAUUUUUGGACAGAAAUCAGAGGAUGGCUGAAGAUCAGUCCGUGCUUGGGAGGAGACAAAUUUACUAUGAUCAACAUGGUGGCGAGACACUCAUAUGCAGCGAUAGUGAGGAAGAUGCAGAACCCGAUGAGGAAAAACAUGAGUUUGCCGAGGGUCAGGACCGUGUUAUAUGGUCGAUUGGGCAGGAAUAUGGUUUGGGUGACGAGGUGCAGGAUGCUCUCUGCCAGUUCCUCGGACUAAAUGUUGAAGACAUUCUGGAAAGAUACAAUGAUCUCAAGCUGAAGAAUGAACAGAAUGUGGAGGAGUGUUCUGAUUCUGGAUCUAAACUUGGAAUUUCUCUGGAAAAGGGCCUUAGUGCUGCUCUAGAUUCCUUUGAUAACCUUUUCUGCCGCCGAUGCUUGGUUUUCGACUGUCGUCUACAUGGGUGUUCUCAGACUUUGAUUAAUGCUAGUGAAAAACAGCCAUAUUGGUCUGAAUUUGAAGGUGAUAGGAACCCCUGUGGUGAACAGUGUUACCUCCAGGUAAGGACUGUCAGAGAAGUUCCAGAGACAAGCAAUAUCAUUGCAACUAGAAUGGAAGAACGAGCUUCUGAAGAUGAAGGCAGGAAGCCUGUCUCCUCGGAUGAGUUGCAUGAUGCUUCUGGUGGUAUCAAUUUGUAUGUUGAAAAUAUUGAUGCUGCUCCCAAAAAAUUGGAUUUAUCCUCCAAUGCAGUAGUACAGGACCAUGAUAACUUGGGAAAGCGCAAGGUCUCUGACUCAGAAGCCUCCAUUGAUCUGCUGGAUUCUUUGAAUAAGAAACAAAAGAGUGUGGCCAAAGAUACAGAUGCACUAUUUGUCAAUCCUAUCCCUAGCUUGGAUCAUGCACUGGCUGGAAAAGAGCAUGAUCAAGAAGGUGAAACAUUCGGUGCUAAUGAAGUAAAUAGGGACUCAAGAGCUUGCUCUAAGGAACAACUUGAUGGCAAUACAGUCAAUUCUACUCGUCAUGAUGGUUCCUCAGAUUGCCAGCCAGAACUUGGUAGUGGAAGUGGAACAAAAGGCACUACUGAUAUGCUCAAGAUAAGCCAAUCCUCCGCUGAGUGGACACCUAUUGAGAAGGAACUUUACUUGAAGGGAGUUGAGAUAUUUGGAAGAAAUAGCUGCCUUAUUGCGAGAAAUCUACUUUCUGGCUUGAAAACAUGCCUAGAGGUGUCUUCUUACAUGCGUGAAAAUGGAGCUUCAGCCCUUCGCAGGUCUAGCACCCCAAAUUUGUUGUUGGAAGAUGGCAUGGAUGACCCGAACAAUGAGGAGCAAAACAUGCCAUCAAGAACAAAGUUAUUCCGCAGAAGGGGCAGAGCUCGGAAGCUGAAAUACUCUACAAAGUCUGCUGGUCAUCCAUCUGUCUGGAAAAGAAUAGCCGGUGGCAAAAACCGGUCCUGUAAGCAAUACACACCAUGCAGCUGCCAGUCAAUGUGUGGAAAGGAAUGCCCUUGUCUAACUAAUGGCACCUGCUGCGAGAAAUACUGCGGGUGCUCGAAGAGUUGCAAAAAUCGUUUCAGAGGAUGCCAUUGUGCAAAAAGCCAAUGCAGAAGCCGACAGUGUCCCUGCUUUGCUGCUGGUCGAGAAUGUGAUCCAGAUGUUUGCCGGAACUGCUGGGUUAGUUGUGGAGAUGGUUCUCUUGGCGAGCCACCUAAACGAGGAGAAGGCCAAUGCGGAAAUAUGAGACUUCUCCUGAGGCAGCAACAAAGGAUCCUCUUGGCGAAGUCUGAUGUUGCUGGAUGGGGUGCUUUUCUGAAGAACUCUGUCAACAAGAACGAAUAUCUUGGGGAAUACACCGGUGAACUGAUCUCUCACCGUGAGGCAGACAAGCGUGGCAAAAUAUAUGAUCGGGCAAACUCUUCAUUCCUGUUUGACUUGAAUGAUCAGUAUGUCCUUGAUGCUCACCGUAAAGGAGACAAGCUGAAAUUUGCUAACCACUCAUCAAAGCCCAACUGUUAUGCUAAGGUGAUGUUUGUAGCAGGAGACCAUAGGGUAGGGAUAUUUGCGAACGAGCGUAUCGAAGCAAGCGAAGAGCUGUUCUAUGAUUACCGGUAUGGACCCGACCAAGCUCCUGCUUGGGCUCGCAAACCCGAGGGUUCCAAGAAAGAUGAUUCAUCCAUCAACCACCGCAGAGCCAGGAAGCACCAAUCUCAUUGAUGAGGAAUAUAAAUAAAUAAAAUAAUUACAGGUAUAACGAGACUAUAGUAACUUUUUUGUUUUUAAUCUGUUUGGCUUUGGGGUUUUUGUGGGUUUCUCGUCCCCUCAUUAACUUGUGUUAUAUUUUGGAGACGAGGGAGUUUGUAUAGGGAAGAAAUAAGCCGAUUGAUACUGGCAGUAAAAAAAAGAAACACAACUGUUGUUGUAAGAGUUGCAAGUAAAAAACAGUGUCUAGUCUUUUCGGUUGGUGUCA
Messenger RNA from Tarenaya hassleriana, 2971 nucleotides. Its product is annotated as histone-lysine N-methyltransferase EZA1. Gene Ontology annotation, cellular component: PcG protein complex. Bases 16 to 2718 code for a protein of 900 amino acids. The transcript has 17 exons. The record is from RefSeq and is a predicted model, not a curated record. NCBI's taxonomy places the organism in Eukaryota, Viridiplantae, Streptophyta, Magnoliopsida, Brassicales, Cleomaceae. Gene Ontology annotation, molecular function: histone methyltransferase activity; protein binding. Gene Ontology annotation, biological process: chromatin remodeling.